Molecule: messenger RNA, 1692 nt
Organism: Adineta ricciae
Lineage: Eukaryota; Metazoa; Rotifera; Eurotatoria; Adinetida; Adinetidae
Source: the annotation of a GenBank genome assembly
AUGUACUCCCAUUACGAACAACGACAAGAAAGAACUUCGCAUGAAUAUGACCGAGUUGGCGAUUCGUACGAUAGUACAGCAUCAGGAGGAACAACAACAUCAACUUAUCGAACAGCGAUUACGCCGCGUGUCAUCAAUAUUUCCCAACGACCACGGCAAUCGGCCUUUGGGGGAUCCGGUGGUGGUGUUAUGACACGGGUAUAUCAGAGCAUUCAAUCGGGUGGCUCUGGUUCAUUUGGCCCUGGCCUUGCUUCAUUAGCCAACUUUCCCGGUGUACCAAUGCGUGGCUCGGGCACAAGUACAGCUUUAGUUGGUUUUAAUGCUACACGUCAACGUGAAAAACGCGAUUUGGAACAAUUGAAUGAUAAGUUUGCACAAUACGUGGAAAAAGUGCGAUUUUUAGAAGCACAGAAUAAAAAACUAGGCUUAGAACUUGAUGAAUUACGUAAACGUUCCGGGCAAGGUUCAUCGCGUAUCAAGGAAAUGUACGACAUUGAAAUUGACGAAGCCAACAGAUUGAUUGCUGCAACCAAGAAAGAUGCUGCUGAUGCCAAUGGUAAGACUCAACAAGCUGAACAGGAACUCAAACGACAAAAAGCCCGAUACAACGACGUAUCUGGUGCACGAGAAGCCGACCGAAAAGAGGUUGAUGCUCUCCAACGACAAAUCGCUGAGAAUGAAGCACAAAUCAACUUAUUUCGUCGUCGUAUGGCUGAUCUUGAAGAUGAAGCACGCCGGUACAAAGGUGAAGGUCAAAGAUUAGGCGCAGAAAUUUCUCGUCUUCAAAAUGAGAUUCAAAACCAGAGAUUUCUGAAAUCAUCAUGCGAAGUCGAAAAAUUAGCUCUCGAGGACGAAUUAACGUCAUUGAAACAUACGCAUGAAACUGUUCUGGCUGACCUUCGCUCGAAAAGUGUUUCGAAUGAUCUCGAUCCCUCACAGUUCUUUCGUAAUGAACUGGCGCAAGCCAUUCGUGAGAUUCGUAAUGAUUAUGAAAAUGUGGUCGAGAAUCAACGAAAUGAUAUGCAAAAUCGCUACUCAUUGCUGUACAAUGAACUUGUCAUUCGUCAACAGCGACCUGACGGAAAUAUUCAAAACGAGCAACAACGACGACAGGAAGAACGCUUGCGCUCAGAAAUUUCUCAAACUCAAACUCAACACGGUUACCUUCGUGCUGAAAACGAAAACAUGAAAAAUCGUAUUGGAGAGUUACAACGAAAAUUGAAUCUAGCACGUGAAGAGGCUAGCGCAGCACAAGCCAAACGUGAUCGAGAUCUUGAAGAAACACGUCGCCGAUUAGAACGAGCUAAUAACGACUUCAAUGAAGUCUCCAAUUUGAAAACUUCACUAGAAAAAGAAAUUAGCACAUAUCGAGAAUUACUUGAAAGUCAAAACGGUUUACGUGGCUAUGUUGAUCGAAUUGUACAAAGCGCUGAACAACAAGCACUUGAUCGCCCAUCCAGUGCACGACCUAUUACAGGAGGUUCGACAAGCAUCACCCGCACUCACAUCAAUACUAUUGGAUCAAACUACAGUUCAGGAAGUGCAGGAAGCUUUGGUGGAAUCAAUAGUUUGGCCUCUCAAUCCCUUCGACCAUCUUCGGCAGGCUAUCAAACGAUUUCAAGUGGUAUUCGAACUACCUUACGUGACAGUGCUUUUAGUGAUGCUCAUACACGCAACAGUGGUGACUUCUAA